CCGAGCCGAGCCCCUUUCCGAGCCUUUCCACGGCAGGCUCUGGCAGGGCAGAUGGGCGUUGUCAUGGGUUGCCACACAGCUCUGCUCAGGAGCGAUGGCACAGCCGUGGCCUGCGGCUGCAAUAGUUUUGGCCAGUGCGACCUUCCGGCGCUGGUCGCGGGCCUGAUAUAUUUGCAAGUCGCCGCUGGAGGUGAGCAUACAGUGCUGCUUAGGAGCGACGGCACAGUUGUAACCUGUGGCAAUAACGAGCAUCGCCAGUGCGACGUUCCGCCUGUGGUCGCUGGCCUGAGCUACGAGCAGGUGGCCGCUGGGGGUGGUCAUACAGUCCUGCUCAGGAGCGACGGCACGGCCGUCGCGCGUGGCAAGAAUCAUCAUGGCCAGUGCGACCUUCCAUCGCUGAUCGCCGGCCUGACCUACGUGCAGAUCGUCGCUGGAGGUGAGCACACAGUGCUGCUCAGGAGCGAUGGCGUUGCCGUUGCCUGUGGCAAGAGCCAGCAGCGCCAGUGCGACCUCCCGGCGCUGGUCGCUGGCCUAUCUUACGUAGAUCAUUUGAUGCCGACGCUACUCCUGCAGGCCUCGUUCGACGGCGAGUCGGUACGCUUCACGACCCUCCGCGGGGAGGAGCGAUGCCGAAUUGUAGUAGGACUUGCCACUCGCCUUUCGGACAUCUACGAGCAGUUGCUGACAGAGUAUCGUAGCAGCAGGUUCGGUCGCGGUGCCGCGCGGGUCGACGCUGUCUUGCCGGGGGACCGGCGCUUCGGCGGUGUUCUGGCUGGGGAGACGGUUGCGAGCAUCUUCGAGGCAAGUCCGCCAGGUUGA
This is a messenger RNA of Prorocentrum cordatum, 819 nucleotides long. The record is from the annotation of a GenBank genome assembly. NCBI's taxonomy places the organism in Eukaryota, Dinophyceae, Prorocentrales, Prorocentraceae.